AUGUUGUUGAGCUUACUGCUCACCGAGAAGAAAACAGAGUUGGGCAAACCUCCCAAUUCGUAUUCCUUCGGCGAUAUGUGGUCGGGUGACCAUAAGGUACCUAAUAGUUCAUCCAUAGUGACUCAGCGCCUUCCUCUUGCAUCUGAUAAUGGUAAGAAGCAAUCAAUGUCCGCACCGGUUCUGGCAAAUUAUUACCCGCUUUUCAAUAGGUUCGAAUCAUCCAUGCUUGAAUACUCCAAGUCUAUGGUCAUGUUGAAGAGUCCUUACAGGACGUUUUCGCCAAACAGAUUUGGAAACAAUCCUAAUGAUUUACUUGAUUGUAUUGACCUUGAUGACUGA
Paraglomus occultum is the source of this 339-nucleotide messenger RNA. The record is from the annotation of a GenBank genome assembly. Lineage: Eukaryota; Fungi; Glomeromycota; Glomeromycetes; Paraglomerales; Paraglomeraceae.